UUUACUGCGCAUGUGUGAAAGUCUGUAUUUAACUGUCGAGCGGGCUGAUUCAAAAUACAACGUUAACCAAGAUGUCUUUGAUAUCUGCGCUGCAGUUUCUGAGGUUAAAUGAAAUUCCCGAAGCCUGGGUGGAUGCAGUGUGGGACUUGGAGUUCACAGAGAGAGAACCACUGGAUGACACCAUAGAGGACGAACUCGCAGUCAGUGGAGACAAGGCCUUCAGAACUUUGUACCAGUGUUUACUUGCUCAUGCUGCUGACCAACAAGAUGGAGCUUCACAGAGCAUCUGGGCGAUUCUGGGGGAGAACGAGGUGUCGAUCAAGUCCCUGGUGGCCGUGCUGUCCUUCUUUGUCCUGGCGGGAAAAGCCAAAACGGCCAAUGUCCAGCAGAGGGUGAGCAGUCUGCAUGCAGCAUCACUCUACCUGCUGCUGCUGGGAAUCCCAGGGAGCAUCGCCACCAAGGUUUUCCAUGAGGUUUUGCUGGAUACGUGUUCAGACUUGACCUCUUACUGCUGGCCUCAGGACUCUGGAAAGAAGCGGAAGAAGGAUGGCCUGAAGAGCUCUCAGGCGGAUGGCAAACGCUCCAAACCACAGCGUAAAGGAACUUCAGAGAUGGAAGUAGAUGAGUCAGAGGAAGAGGAGGAGGAAGAGGAGCUUCAUUUCUCAGCCCAGGAUUUGGUAAAGAUCAGAAACGCUGUGGUUCUCCUGGUUCAAAGCCUCAUCCAACUCCUGCAGACAUUUCCGCUCAAAGACAGACCACAGAGCGUCGGCAACUUCACGCAGAUCUUUAGCAAGCUGCUUUACUUUGAGCCAGUUAUCGGAGAGAUGACCUUUGCGGCUCCAUGGGAUAUCACCAAGCUGAGGAGUGUUCCAGAGAUGGCUUUCUACGGCCUGCAGCUGCUCUGCUCGCCAAAACACGGCGACAAGAAAGAAUCCCUGCAGAGGGUCUUUCACCGGCUUCUCUACGUGAUCCUGAUGAUGAAUAAAGCCAACAAAGGGAAACCCUCCCUCCUCGUACCCAGCCAGGCCAUCCUCUCCACCCGUGACCAGGCCAUCCGUUUUGUUUGUCAUCUUGUGGAGCAGCAGAAAGAGUUGGCGCUGCCUGUCUUGCAAAUCCUCCUGCAGCAUAUCUGCUUCCAGAUGGUGGAGAAGAGCGAGUUUCGAAGCUAUGGAUCCCAAGCUGUUGGGAUGUUGACGUCCCAGAUGGAAAGUACAGACUAUGCCAGCUUCAUUAAGUGGCUGUUUAUCUUCUCCAGAAGCUCAAAGAUGGUGUGCCGGCUGUUUUCCGUGGACGUAGUGAUGGUUUUGCUGGAGCAGCCAGAGAGGAGGCCGGAGGAGUGUCAGGACCCGGAGCUCUCCUGCUUCCUGCCUCACAAGUUCCUGAUCCAGAACCUGCUGUUCGCUCGGCGGAUGGACGACUCGCCCACAGUCCAAGGCCACGCCCUGGCCUGCCUCGCCAAAUGUCUGGAGCUGCCCUCGCUCAACGUCACCUGGGCAGUCCACAACCUCUUCUCUGCCACUGGAACCCAGACAGUGUUUGAAGGCGAAAUCACAGAAGGAAGCCUUAGUUCCCAGCAGACUCAAAAAACCUACCGCACUCUGCCGUUUAGGACUGUGGAGAUUAGCAGCACAGACGGCUCCGACUGUGACGCAAAAGAGAACCUGGCUCUCCUCCUGCGGCGGGUAAAAGACUCAAAGACGAAUGUGAGAAAAUCGGCGUUGCAGACGCUAGUGGGUCUCCUGAAACAUAACGUGAUCACUUUGAGCUGGGAGAACCUGGCUACACUGUCGGAGCGCUGUAGGGACCCGGCCUUGUCUGUGAAGAAGAAGGCCCUGCAGUGCAUAGGAGAGCUGCUCGCUGCUAAACCAGAGUGCAGCGUGGUGCAGAAGGCGUGGCUGCAGGGUGUGCUACCGGCUGUGGUGGACUCGGAGAACUCGGUGCAGGACAAGGCCCUGGAGGCUCUGGACCAGGUGCUGCUCAGCCAGGUCAAACCGUACUCUGCCAGCCGCCACCUGGAUGCCAGUCGGAGGCUGACCUGGGACCUGCUGGGCCUGCUCUGCAACGAGUGCCGGAACCUCAGCCGGUAUUUCAGCAGGGCCUUCACCAUCUGGUCCAAACAGAACAAGUUCACACAGACGCUCAUCACCAACCUGAUCUCGCACACUGAGGCCAAUCACGCUGCCGGGGCCUGGCUGCUGCUCUCCAAGGUUGUCUCCUCGUCCCCCAGAUUGCCCUACGGGAAGAUCCUGGACGCCUGGGACAGCAUGGUCGGUUCAAAGGACGUAACUGCGACAACCUGCUGUCACAUUCUGUGUGUGAUGGGAGACAUUGCUGUGCAUUUGAAUGAAGACACCAAGGAUAGGAUAGUUGUUGAUCUGAUGUCUUGGUUAAAGACUUUUACUUUGUCUCUGGAGGUGAUCUGUGCUGCCGUGGAGACUCUUUAUCAACUCGGCCGCAGCGAAGAUGUCAAACAGACUCAGGCUUUUCUGAACCAGCACUGUGGUGAGCUGGUGUCGGUGUGUGAGGCUUAUUUAGCUGGCAUCAUCCUGAGAGAAAAGGGAGCCCAGAACCUCAAUGAGGAGCUGAUGGUGAAACACCUCCACACUUUGGGUGUGGCGUCACUCCACUGUCCCGCCAAGGUCGGCAAAAGGACGGUGCUGCUUGUGGAGUCCGUCCUGACAACACAUUCUGACAAAUUGGCUGAGUGCCAGGAGGAGCUGCCAGCAUCGCUGCCUCUGUCCCAGUUUAAAGCAAACUCUCUGCCUAGCAAAGUGAGAGCCCAUGGAGUCAUCACUUUAGGUAAACUGUGUCUGCAGCACGAGGAACUCGUCCAGAAGUGUCUGCCGGUGUUUGCCAGGGAGCUGGAGGUUGGUACGGAGGUUGCUGUGCGCAACAAUGUGGUUGUGAUUAUGUGUGAUCUGUGCGUUCGAUACACCAACAUUGUGGAUCACUAUAUCCCCAACAUCUCCGCUUGUCUGAGAGACAGUGAAGCUGUCAUCCGGGAGCAGACUCUCAUCAUGCUGACCAACCUGUUGCAGGAGGAAUUUGUGAAAUGGAAGGGCUCCCUCUUCUUUCGCUUCAUGGUGGCGUUGGUCGACCCGGUCCCUGCCAUCGCCAGUCUGUGCGAAUACUGCCUGCUCCACCUGCUGCUGAAGAAGAACCCAGAAAUGUUCAGCCAGCACUUCAUCGAGUGCAUCUUUCACUUCAGCUCGUACAACAAACACAAGUCCUACAACAAGUUCCCUCAAAGUGAGAGAGAAAAGGUUCAGUUCUCCCUGAAAGGAGCUCAGCACCGCGAGAAGCGUUUUCGGAUCUACCGCUUCCUGUUGGAGCACUUCACAGACGCCCAGCGCUUUAACAUCACUGUCAAGAUCAACCAGACCAUCUUAGCAUGCUUUGCGGACGAGGAACUGCCCUUGGAUGCGGAUGGAGCUGAAAUUUUGUCAGAUACUUUCAACAUCUUGAGUCUGAAGGAGAUGAAGCUGCAGGCCAUAUCUACUCCAGCAGGAAGCGCCGCAGGGGAGGAACCUGAGGAAGAGAACAUGACCACCAUGGCGAAGGCUGUCCUGCAGGUUGCACAGAAGAAGGUGGUGUCUCAGGUCCAGAAGAAGGCCUUCAUAGAGAACACAGUUCCUCUCAUCAUCGGACUGAAGAGCCUGCUGGAGGAGAAACGUUCUCUUGUCCUCGGAGACCUCAUGGCCUACCUUCAGGUGACGAUGCAGGAAUACCGUAACGAGGUGAAGGAGUUUUUCUCUGGAGACGAGCAGCUGGCGGCUGAGCUGGAGUUUGCUCUGAAGACUGCUGCGAAGGAGAUAAAGAUGGUGGAACAGAUGGACAACUGCAGUUUGACAGGAGACGCCAGGACUCCCACUGCACAGGUCAGAAAUCUCAGAAUCUACAAUGAACACAAAGUUUUAGAUACUGAGUGCAACUUUAAAAUAAACUUGUAUACAAAUACAAUAAGUGCUAAGUGGAAGGCUCAGUGUAGUACUUCUUGAAGAGG
Messenger RNA from Anarrhichthys ocellatus (wolf-eel), 4003 nucleotides. It is a transcript of the gene ncapd3, whose product is annotated as non-SMC condensin II complex, subunit D3. The record is from RefSeq and is a predicted model, not a curated record. The transcript is spliced from 29 exons. Lineage: Eukaryota; Metazoa; Chordata; Actinopteri; Perciformes; Anarhichadidae. Gene Ontology annotation, molecular function: histone binding. Gene Ontology annotation, cellular component: condensed chromosome, centromeric region; condensin complex. Gene Ontology annotation, biological process: meiotic chromosome condensation; mitotic chromosome condensation. Bases 72 to 3998 code for a protein of 1308 amino acids.